AUGGGAGUUUUAAGCAUUUCUGGGAAACUUUUAACUGCUCUGCUAUUAGCAGGAAAUGCAUUUUUAUUACUGUUAAUCGUCCUAUCAGGAUCGAUCGAACAUAGACCUUUCAGCAAGCUUUACUGGGUAGAAGCUGAUACGUCAGGGAUUCCGAACGCACCAGACCAAACACGGUGGACAUACUGGGGUAGAUGUUCUAAGGAGAACGACCGCAAUGCAAACUGUUUGUCAUCUCCAGCGUAUCCUAUGUCCCCCCAGGAUAACUUCAACACUCGUAAUGACAUUCCAACAGACUUCGUGGAGAACCGUGACAGUUAUUACUAUCUCUCGCGGUUUGCUUUCUGUGCGUUUUUGGUGGCCUUUGCGUUUUUGGGAAUUGCAGCCAUAUUCCAUGUCUUCAGUUGGUGCUCUUAUUCGUUUGCUAAAGUUGUCUUUACUCUAGUUUUGCUAGGUUCGCUAUUUGACUUGGGAGCCGUUGCGUGUCAAACUGCAGUCAGCGUCAUGACAAGAGACAGAUUUAAUGGUGGUAACCGUCAGGCCAGUUUAGGUGCAGCACUGUUUGGAAUUGCGUGGACAAGUGCCCUGUGCUCUUUGCUAACGUUUUUUGGGACUGGUACUUCUUUUAUUAGCAGGGCGUGGGCUUCCCAUAAAGAAUACGUGGAGAUGCAACAUUACAAGGAACAGGCCUUGAGAUACCAGCAAGAGCAGCAGCAGCAUCAGCACAAUGCUUCAGUUGCUCCUCCUCCUCCUGCAACUCCAUAUGGUGCCCAAACAGACUUGUAUGAUUCCGUACACGAAUUGGAGAGUGGUAAAGCCUAUCCUGAAGGUACCGUGGUUACGCACGGUCAACCACCAGUAUCGCAACAACGCCACGAGAGUGGAGUCAAGUUCUUUAAGGUACGCAGAAACAAAAAGGUAGGUGAUGAUGACACUUCAGUUUGA
Molecule: messenger RNA, 942 nt
Organism: Eremothecium sinecaudum
Lineage: Eukaryota; Fungi; Ascomycota; Saccharomycetes; Saccharomycetales; Saccharomycetaceae
Gene: SUR7
Product: Sur7p
Exons: 1
Coding region: 1-942 (313 amino acids)
Biological process (GO): septin cytoskeleton organization; endocytosis; cortical actin cytoskeleton organization
Cellular component (GO): cell cortex; plasma membrane; membrane raft
Source: RefSeq, a predicted model, not a curated record